GGCGGGGCGAGAGUGCCGGAGCGGGUUCUGCUCGUGACACUUCGCUGCGGAGGGGAUGGCGGCGGGAGUGGCGUCGCUCUGCGGGAUGCUGCAGCCUCUGUGGCGGCGCCGCCGCCGCUCAGGGCCGCUGCUGCUGCUUCUCCAGCUGCUGCUCGUGUGGCCGCCGGGCCCCGCUGCGGCCGGCCAGCUCUCCAAGUGGCGGCUGCCGGUGCCCAUGGUGAGCCAGCAGGGCCCCUCUCGCCGCCUCCGUCCCGUCCGGCGGGCUGCACGGACGGGUCCCCGGGAGAAAGAGGGCUGGCGGGGUGGUGGGGACCCGCCGCCUUGGGCGGUUCUGGCGGCUCAGUUUAGGACCCCGGCGAGCGAGUCUCCUGACCCGCGUCGCCAAGCUGCACGUGUGAGCAGCGCAACCCGGAGCUUCCCUCCGUUCCUGCGCGCUGCCUUGUCGCUGCUCCAGGUGCAUCGAGGGCCGGGGGCCUUGCCGGCUUCUCGUCGCUGCUGCAAACAUACUGCCAGCGCAGCGUGACUGCGGGGAGUGCCGAUUUUACGCACCCGGGCAAGGGUUUGCUCUACUUCCUCGUUUUGAACACCACGGUUAAUUCGAUCUCAGACCCUGGCCUCCUAACCUGUGGUCCGUGAAGUAAUACCCAGGAAGAGUAGCUCCCUGAGCAGGUGCAGAGUGCAUUUUCCUCGUCACCUCAUUAUUCACUCCCCUCCCCCCCCGCACUGGGAGAUAAAGAGAUAAUUGUUCCUGUGGUGCUGAAACGUUGCCAGGCCGAGAUCUCAGCCCCAGACCAGGGUUUUUCAACAAAAAUUGCACAUUAAUCACAAAGAAUCGCCUGAUGCUAGCUGCUAGUAAGGAAUGGUUUAAUACGGAUAAUUGGAUCUGUCAAGAGUGGUGAACAUGCAUGGGUGCGCUGUUUGUACAAAAGUGAGAGACGGUACAGGUGUUGUUUUUCAGAGAUAAUCUGUGCAAAUAAUUGCUCAUGUGAGCAGGCAAUGUAGGAGGAACUAUUCAUGGAGAAUCACAGUAGUUGUGUCUUGUACACAGUAGUAGCUGCUGUAAUCUUAUGUGUGUAGCUGCUCCAGGGUUACAUUGCUCACAAAAGAGGAUCACUAUUCAUUUGUGAUGGAGGUAGUAACAGAAUCCAGGACCUCAUCUUUUGCAGCCAGAGUCCAUGGCUGGAAUAUCAUGAGGGGUUUUUUUGUAGUGAUAAUAUACUCUUUGAAGGAUUCCCAUCAAUUUUAUACUUAUUUAAUUUCCUCCACACCCACCAGAGAACUUUGGUAUGUGUGCAACACUCCUGUGAGGUAGGCUAGCUUGACACAAUGGGUGUUACUAGAAUACUGAGUGAGCUUUGUGGUUGGGUUGGGAUUUGAACAUGGGUCUUCCAUUUCACCACAUUGGCACCAUGUACCAUACAUGUGUAGCCAUUUUUUCCUUUAUAGGCAGUCUUUAGUAUCUGAUGUACAUUGUAUGCAUCACAGCCUUGAGCUGCUCAGAUACUGAAAGCGUCUCUUUUAAAUGACGCUGCCGAGUUGCCAAAUGCAAUGUUUACUAACUGAUCCACAUUUAAGGCAGCACACAUGCAAAUAUGUGAAAACCCACUGACAUGAGAGUGUUGUCACAAGUUAAAUGAACUGUGUCACCCUGUUGUCAAAACCAAACCCUUUAUCCUGCAAAGUAGAGUGACUUAUGCUAACACCAGAUAAUUUAUAAUGAUCUGACAAACACUGAAAAGAAUUGCAACUCUCCUGUUUCCUGUGAUUUUUGCUUCUGGUUUAUAUGUGUGGCCAAAUUAUCUUCACUGCUUGGCUGAACGUUAAAAGAUGAAGGAUUGGAAUAGACCCACUGAUUUCAAGACUAAGUCUGACUCAAAUCUCAAUGCUUUUAUCUCCUGGUUAUGAAUACUCUGCGGUAACUUAGCACUGGAUAAAUUGUUGACUAUAGCUCUGAAGAGAUCAAAGGUAUAUGAAUAAUAUGUAAUUAAUUAACAUGUCUGUGCCACUCUUCAUCAGAAUUGAGUGCAGGUAGUUUGCAAAAUUUUUUUUUUAAUACAGUGGAAUCCUACACAUGUUUUCCUACAAGUUAAUGCCACUGUUCAGUUGGACAUAUUCCCAAGUAAGUGGGUACAUGGCUAUUAGCAUUUAUGUGGUGUUUUUCCUCAGUGCUAAAAGCACUUGUCAUACAUCAUCUUAAUGAUGGAGCUGUACAGUUUUCUCCACAUGACUAGUAGAGACUGAGGAGGAGAGACUGGUGCUGGCCGGGGCUGAUGGGAAUAGCAGUCUUAAAUAUCUGGAGAGCACCUGGUUGGCAAAGGCUGGCUUAAAGUAUCAACUGAUUUUGUGGAUGAGUAAGAUUUGACAUUAACACCUGAUGCCUGCAUGUUUCACCAUCACCACCAACAAGAAUCGAUCAAAACGGAUCACCUUCCUUACUUAGGAGUUUUUAGCACAUGCAUGUUCUUUGCUUGACAGCAUCAAGUAAUGACAUGCUUGUGUAAAUGAGCCUUCAUAGAUAAAAUACCAGCAUAUCCUGAUGGUGACGCAUGUAAAUAUGAAAAAUAAAGUAGUGUCACUUUAAAUAACGGGGCCAGAUUCAACUAACCUUUAGUGCUAGUGGAAGCAAGUGCAAGGACCCCUGCUAAUGAAGCUGGGCUUCGCUCCUCCCCUCCCUGCAUACCCCUUGCAUUUCCUCCAAAUCCGCUGAGUAGGGUUGGGAGAAUUCCCGGAAUAGUGCACCGUUUGGGAGGAGAUGGUUCCAUCUGGCAAGUAUUAGCGCACUGUUGAAUUCUACCCUAUAAUUCUUCGUGGAAUUCAUUUAGAUGUGACCCAUCAAGCACUGAGUAAACAAGUGGUAUACAGUAAUGUAUGUACCAACUUGUGAUGCCUCAUCUGUCUAUGUUUACUCAGAUACAUAAAAAGGUAAAGGGACCCCUGACCAUUAGGUCCAGUUGUGACUGACUCUAGGGUUGUGGCGCUCAUCUCGCUUUAUUGGCUGAGGGAGCUGGCGUACAGCUUCCGGGUCAUGUGGCCAGCAUGACUAAGCCGCUUCUGGCGAACCAGAGCAGCACACCGAAAUGCCAUUUAUCUUCCCGCCGGAGUGGUACCUAUUUAUCUACUUGCACUUUGACGUGCUUUUGAACUGCUAGGUUGGCAGGAGCAGGGACCGAGCAACGGGAGCUCACCCCGUCGCGGGGAUUUGAACCGCCAACCUUCUGAUCGGCAAGUCCUAGGCUCUGUGGUUUAACCCACGGCGCCACCUGCAUCCACUCAGAAACAUAGUAAUUAAUAAAUAAGUAAUUUCUCAUUUCAGUAGGAAUUAUUCCCUGACAAAUGGGCAGGUGGCUGCAACUUUAGCACUUCCUAUACCUACCAUUAAUACAGCAACAUGUAAGAGUACAAACGUAAUGUGUAUACAGGAGUACUUGAGAUCAGAGGUGGGAACUCAUGGCUCUCCAGUUGGCCUCCAUCUCCCAUCAGCCUCAACCAGAACGACCAAUGGCCAGAGAUGAUGGGAGCUGUAGUUGGGCACCAUCUGGAAAGCUACAGGUUCCCUUUUCCUGCUUUAGAACAUGCUUUUACAGAUACAUAGGAGUUUGACAUUUUUGGGGUAAUAUAAUAUAUUCUUAUUUACCUAGUAUUAUUGCCAAGUAAACUAUAUACUAACUAAAGUUUUCUCAUAUAUAUAUGAUGGCCUUCCAUUCGAGCUUCUUCUGUUUGCUUCCUUUUUUCCUCUAUAGGAGAAGAAUUUAUUUCACUUUGGAAAGAUUCUCUUCAGCAACACUACCAUUUUCCUAAAAUGUAAGUGCAUUCAUACUACAGCUUAUUGUAUAAUAUGGCAGGUAUUUUGUAAUAGAUGAACAAGGCCCUGUUGGCCUUGUUUUUAAGACAUCUGAAGGCAACCCUGUAUCGGGAAAAUUUUAAUGUCUAAUGUUUUACCAUUUUUAAAGGGCUGUAAGCCACCCAGAGUGGCUGGGAAACACAGCCAGAUGGGCAGGGUAUAAUUAUAAUUAUUAUGAUUAUCUUUAUGAAUUUUUAUCAUCAUACAAAUUUCAUAAAUAUUACAAAAUCACAUACAAAUUAAUACAAUCACCAGAGUAAUUCACCUACACAGUCACACUACACAAGAAUAAUUUAAACGCACAACCUACAUUCACAGUCACUCGGCAUUCACUCUCCUUAUACCCACCAAAUCACUCUACUCAAUUCUCCCUUUAAUGAAACAUUCAAACAUUCAGCUAAGCAGUAAUCAUGUACCAAAAAAUAAGUCUGCUAAAAACAAAAUUGGCAUGUAGAGCUUCCAAGCAUUGCCCAAAAUUUGUUUGCAAGGCUAAUCAGUGUAAUGUCCAUGGACCAUAUAAAAAGGUAAAGGGACUGCUGACCAUUAGGUCCAGUCGUGACCAACUCUGGGGUUGCGGCGCUCAUCUCGCUUUAUUGGCUGAGGGAGCCGGCGUACAGAUUCCGGGUCAUGUGGCCAGCAUGACUAAGCCGCUUCUGGCGAACCAGAGCAGCGCACGGAAACACCAUUUACCUUCCCGCUGGAGCGGUACCUAUUUAUCUACUUGCAAUUUGACGUGCUUUCAAACUGCUAGGUGGGCAGGAGCAGGGAUCGAGCAACGGGAGCUCACCCCGUCGACGGGAUUUGAACCACCGACCUUCUGAUCGGCAAGUCCUAAGAUCUGUGGUUUAACCCACAGCGCCACCUGUGUCCCUUGGACCAUAUACAUAUAACCUAACAAUGCCCCCCCCCCAGGUGAUUGAUUUGUUAAGUUGGCUACAUUGGUUGUGCAUUCUGGAGGUUAAGCUUUGUUCAGCAUUUUACUGCCUGUCCCUGUUAUAUAGAUUUUAUUUCUAUUUCAAAAGGGCAGCAUGCAUAAAAAUGUUAUAUGUUUGUUAUAACUAUUAUAAUUUAUAUACCGCCCUAUACCCACAAGUCUCAGGGCGGUUCACAGGAUAAAAUUACAAUAUAAAAGCACAGAAUACAUAAUCCAAAUAAAAACAGAAACAAUUGAAUACCCCUCCCCCAAAAAGAAAUCCUCACAUUUUAAAAGGGCAUUGGAUGACAAUCAAGCAAAGGCCUAGUUAAAGAUGUAUAGUGUGUGAUAGAUUUUCUGGUCAGGCCACUUUUAAAAACACAUAAAACACGUAAAAGGCACGAUAUAAAAUGGCACAGCAGUGAACUGUAAAGCUCAUUUGUUAGCCCUUUUCUUCUCUUGAUACAAAGGGAGUCAUUUGUUAGUGUGAGCUUGUGGCAUUUCAUGUUUUGUCCUGAAGGUUGCGUUCUUGGCAUUAACUACCCUGUUUAUCAGAGUUAACCAUAUGGCUAGAUGUUUGGGAUACAGCUCUCUCAAUCUUCCUGCCUCACUGCAAUGUAAUAAGCUGAGGUUCCAAAUUAUGACAGGCUGCUGUGUCAGCAAAGCACUCCUUUGUAUGGAAAGGAUCUUGCCAUGCUGGAUUACUUGCGGUUAGUGCAAGUGCUGUGCUAGUCUAUCAUAGAUGGGGAUGAUAUGGUAUGUUGAGUCCAAUAUUUGGAUUAAAAAGCAUUAUUGUUAUAAUUGUUUCCAGAUUGCCUAAACAGAUAAGAUGUUAUUCAUAAAGCAAAAAGAAGACAUGGGUUGUUAAGGGAAGCCCUCAUAGUGGGGUUAAUGAGAUGCUAUCAAGAACCUUUUAGUAAUACAAAGAGAAUAUGAUGCUUCCUGUGUUUCUUAAGUACCGUACUUCUCUUAUUUCUUUAGUUGAAGGCGAGGAAAGUGCAUGCGAUCCGUCUCAAGGCUACAAUGUCAGCUGGUACUUGAGGUAUUGUGACUGCUACAACGAGGUCUUCAAUUUUGGGGUAAGGAAUUGGCAUUAGGAACGACUGAAGUCAUGCAAUCUGUUGCUUAAAUUAUGCAAUCUGCAAAUUAUGCAGUAGCAAAUAACCCCAGCUGCUGUGAUAGUUGAUCGUAGUUCGUUAGCCACUGUUGCCCGACUUAGAGCUGUGCUAACUUAAUUGAUUUAUGUUCUACCACAUCCUUACAGGUUCAGGAUACGCUAUUUGGCCUCUGUCUCCAACAGGUUCACAAACUAAAUGUGAGGUUGGCUGUCUUGAGGGAACAAAAAGGGGCAAACUAAAAGUAAUAUCCAGGCCCACGAGCAGAGUUCUAGGGUACAUGGCUAGGUCAUUGCAAAGUCAUUGGCCCAACACUUUGCAUGUCCCUCCCACUUGGCUUUUAAAAAACAGGGGAGGCAGCACAUCAUUCAUGUGGUUCUUGUUCCAUGUGAGAAGGCUGAGCUUGCAAGUGUGCACUCCUACUGGGGGCUGGGAGAGUCUGGCACAGACGACAGUGUGACCUUAGUACAGUGGCACCUCGGGUUAAGAACUUAAUUCGUUCUGGAGGUCCGUUCUUAACCUGAAACUGUUCUUAACCUGAGGCACCACUUUAGCUAAUGGGGCCUCUCACUGCCACCGUGCUGCUGGAGCACAAUUUCUGUUCUCAUCCUGAAGCAAAGUUCUUAAACCAAGGUACUGUUUCUGGGUUAGCGGAGUCUGUAACCUGGAGCAUCUGUAACCCGAGGUACCACUGUAAUGGGACCCAAAUUCAACCCUCCGCUUCUCCCUCCACCUCGAAUUUGGCCAGCCCUGCUGAUUGGCCAGCCUUCACUUCACCUGCCCUAGGAACUUCUCUUAGGAGGCGGGACUGACUCAACCAACUCCUCCUCCCUUGCUGGGACAUCUGACACCAACCACAAAGCGGAACCCUCUCUCAUGUUGCUGCUUGAUUUCUCCCCAAUAAUGCCAAGGUUGCAAGUUCGAGCCCCGUAUAGGACAGCUGCAUAUUCCUGCAUUGCAGAGGGUUUGACGAGACGAUCCUCAGGGUCCCUUCCAACAUUAUGAUUCUGUUAUUCUAUUUUCCCUGCCCUGUAUUUCAUGGGAGGAGUUUGCUACUUAAAGGGGGAACCUUCCUGGAAAUUGUAGAUAUAAAAUCAGUGCCCUUUAAUGGUGUCAUGAAAGGAGCAAACGAAGCUGCCUUGAUAGAAGACAUUUUGACCGUCCAACCCAGUAUUAUCUCCACUGUCUGUAACUCCUUAGGGUCGCAGGCCACAAUGUCAUUCCUUCAAAGUGUUGUAACAGCCCACAGGCAUAAUUUCAGUAUUUCUGUUUUAAUAUUUUGCCUAGCACUCAACUGUAUUUUUAAAUUGCAUUUUUAUAUGUAUUGACCUUUCCCUUAUGAUUUUAUGAUUGUAAUAUGUGUGGCCCGCUUUGAGAUUUUGUUUUUUAAAAGUUAUUUUAAAAAUGAAAAAUCAACCUGUCUUUCGCAUCACCUGUUACCGGAUCCAUUUAAUGGGGUGCCUGGCAUUGAUGUUUUAGGUGAGCUGCAGGGUUGGAUAUCUUUUCAGUUUCUUAGCUGCUUGUUGAGUUAACUCCUUGUUUUCACGGACCCUUCAGUUAGAUAGAGUCAUGCCAUGUUGUCUUGACAGGAUGAGCAGGCAGAAGUUUACGUUGGAAGUACUGUAGAAAACCGGCCCGGCUGGCCAGGAUACUACGCCAUGUCUUCGCGCUACUUCCCCAACUGUUCUGAACUCUUCAGACCGCAGGUAGGGUGGAAGGAGGCAGGGUGGGGGGAAAUUGUUGGAGCUAAGGUUUUCUGGUGGCUUGAAGGUACACAUAUAUCCAUAUUACGGGCCCUGAAAGAGCUUGUGGCAUCGUGCUGCCUUUGCAAAAGGCCAUGUGAAUUACUAAUGGACAGAAACUCCCCGAAAGAUGGUGUUACAAGGAGACUGGGUUCUGAGUGAAGUGUGAUGUUUCCAUUUAUAGGUCCUAUUUGGCCUGUACGAUGGUUUGGGUGCAUUUUAUUUGCAUUUUAAUUAUUUUUCUAUUCUCUUUUUUAUGUAAACUGCACUUGGAGCUUUUAUUGAAGGGUGAUAUAAAAAAAUGGCUAUAACUAAGUAGGUAGAAUGUUGCUGCAUUGUUGUAAUAUGACACAAUAUGGAGUUUUUUGGGUUAAGUAAUUAUAUAGAUAUCAAUAUACAGAAUAUUUCCCCUUUUUCUUUUUUGAAUUAUAUUAUAAAAUGUUAAUAUGUAUUACAUAUUUAAUUAAAAAUGCUUCUUUUAUUACUGUUUUAUUAGAGGGCAUACAUUGGGACAAUAUACAUUUUUUAAAUCUAAAACUUCUGCGUCCUUGAACUCAGUCCCCACAUAGUUCUGUGUCAUUGUAACACUAUGUAAAGAGUAAUUUUGUUUAUCUGAAAUUCUAUCCAUUUUUUAAUAUCUUCUGGAACACACACAAAAGUAUGUAACGCUUUGCCUGCAUGGGGGUUGUUGUUUUUUUUGGGGGGGGUGUCUUUCUGUAUAUGUGUGUAUAUACAUGCACAUAAAGAGUUUUUAAUUUUUUUUACUAGAUUUUCUACAAAGAAUUUGUUCACCCAGAACCCCUCUCAGGUGGAAAACAAGAGGAUGGAGCAAACUAUACCAUUGUAUCAGAGAAUUCUGUAAGUAUGAGAGAGGUGAUAUAUAAUACAGGAGAGGAUCACUUUUGUGUUGGAUCGUUCUUGGUCCCUCUGCCUGGCUACUGUUGGCUUUGUGUGCUGCUGAUAAUGUCUGUGCUUGGCUUUCCCCCAUUAAAACCACUAGGAUUUGAAAAUGCCUAAUGCUGAUUUCAUAGUGAACAUGAUAGAUUUGUACAAACUGUAUGCUGAUUUGUGGCUUAGAUUAGAUUGCACUCCUUUUCUUUUUCUUUUUUCUCCCAGGCAAUGAAUGCUGUGAUGAGAACCUGGCAAGAUGGGCCUUAUAUCUUUAUUGUGCAGAUUGGAAUUGUAUCCUCAAAGGAUGCCAAUGUGAAAACUAAAAGAGCGACAAGUGAUGAAUUGCCAAAAGUUACAGCUUCCUCUGAGCCACAGGGAACACAUUUUCACAGUGAGCCAUGCGCAGUAGUUCAUUUAUGUUUGAAGUUUGUUCUAAAUGCUUAGACACCACUCGCUGUUUGAUCUCCAGGAUUGUAUCUGCGGCAAAUUUUCAAAGUGAGCCUUGAGCUUGCUGCAGGUGUAGCUGUGGAUGCCAAGUGUUGUUGGACUGGAUUCCAGAAGGGAAGGAGGCAAGAGUUCAUUGUUAUUGUAUACCAAGCCUUGGGCAUUCAAGUGUAGUAAUGGCUGCAGACACUUCAAUUCUUGGAGUCUAUUUGAUACUCUCUCCCCCCCCCCCCCAGUUGGCACUCCCUUUUCCUUAAGAGCAAGAGAGAGAAAAUGGUAGCCCCAUAUUUAGCUAGCUAGCUAGAUAGAUACAAUGCUUUUUCCCCCUUAAAAAUGUUUAGAGGUACUCUCAUUUCCCUACUCAUAUUGAAAUACUGCCCCGCAAUGAGGCCAAACUUUGAUACACAACAUGUUUAGGGGUAUGCGUCCCUCUGUACCCCCCCCCCUAAAAAAAGAAAUGGAUAGAUGUUUAAAAUCCCAGGUAUUUCUGGAAUGUUGCCAGUACAUGGGGACUUCUUCAUAAAUUUUAGUAGAGAAAAAGGAGAGGCUCAGACCACUCCUUGUUCUGCCAUUAAAGGAUGUGUAUGCAGGCAGUAAUCUGAUUGUGCUUCUUCCUGUAUUUGAAUGAACAAUCUGUUAAAGAAGCAGUUUGCCAGCUCUUGUACUACUAGCUUAUGUGACCAUUACAAGAGUAGAGGCUGUUACUUUCUUUCUCAGUGUACCAUGAUCCAAAACAAAACAAAACAAAAAAAACUUCCAUAAUUGCACUGUGGAGAACAAAAGCAAGAAGAAUUCUGGAAUAUCCUUACAUGAAUUCACUGAAUAGAAUCUUUGUGGUCACUGGUUAUUACUGCUACUAUUAGUAAAUUGUUGUGAGUUGCUGCUUUAUGUUUUUAGUGGUUGUGUUGUUUUAUGGAUUUCAUAUAUUGCUUUUAUUUUGUUUGAUUUUGCUGUAAACCACCCUGUGGUCUCCUAAAUAAAUAAAUCUAAUAUAUAUAUAUAUUGUAGAGCUGGAAAAGAUGCAGAAAAAGUCAAGCAAAAUAACCUGGCGGCUAAAAUAACUGCCCGAAAGGUUACAAUGCUUAGGGCUUUUUAGUUUGGGGGGGGGGGGGAGGUGAAUAGGAAGGGACAUUGUGCAUUAUAGGGAAAGCAUGGAAAUAUAUUUUUUUCUUCCUCAUAAUAUUAGAACCCAGGGCAUCCACUGAACAGUGAGAGAUGAAGGGCAGGCAAAAAGAAGUACUCCCCCCCAAAAAAAUAAAUAGUUGAACUUUGAAAUUCACUGCCACAGCAUGUGAUGAUAGUUAUUAACUUAUAUAGCUUUAAAAUGGCAAUUAGACGAAUUCAUGGAGGAUAAAGCUAUCAAUGACUGCUAAUAAGUUACGAUGGCUAUAUUCUGCCUCCCAGGAUUAGAUGCAGAAAGCCUCUGCGUAUCUUCGGGUGGGGAACCAAAGUGUGAGCCUUUCCCUCCUCCUUGUGGGAUUUCCAGAGGGAUUUGGUUUGCUGCUGUGCAAAACAGGAUGUGGGACUAUAUUGGCUCUUGGUCUGAUCCAGCAGGCUCUUCUCAUGGUCUUAUGUAUUCCUGAUUCCCUACUUGUGCUUGUUUUUUGGCAGUGAUUGUGGAAGUGAAGGGUCCGUAUGAAUACCUCUCCCUAGCAGAUUAUCCUCUCAUGAUCGUAAGUUAAUGCCCGUGGUUUGUUUCAAGCACAAAUCAGUUUUCACAAGUCUGGAUGACGAGUGACCAUUCUCAAGAAACUGGGGUGGGGGGUGUAGCUCUGGGGCUUAAGCCUGGCAUCAGAUGUCACUGUUACUGAACAUUUUUUGAGUGUUGUCGGCACUGGACACUGUGCAGAACACAGAAGCGAAAGGGUCCCUACUUUAAUAGCUUAGAGGCUGUUUCAGAUACACAGGAAAGUGGUAAGAGGUCAGAGACUGACAGUGAGUGAUGGGGAUAGCAUAGUAGAGGAACAGGUAAGUGUGGGUUAGGAUGGGUCAGUAGUAAAAUGACUAUACAGCUAUGGUUGAGAAAACAGACACAGCUUGAGAAAUGGAAAGUGAGUGGUAUUCAACUAAAUUUUACUCAGAGUAGACCCAUUGAAAUUAAGGGACUUCACUCAGGUUCAUUGAUUUUUAAGGUUCUGCUCUGAGUAAAUGUUAGUUGAAUACCACCCAGUGUUGUUCAUCCAGGCGCCCAUGAUGGAUAGUUCUUUGCAAUAGUUCUUGCAUGUAGUCUUUAAUCGUCAAUGUCCAAUUCACCUUUCAAGUCAGUCCUUCCCAGGACACACUUGGACCUUUUAAAAUGACAUGGCAGUAUGCAAUAUCUUUUAAGACCCUUUCUCUGAAAGCAAUCAUGUAAGCAUUUUCUUGCAAUGUAGAAGCAGGUAUUGUCAGUAUAGCAAUUAAUGCAGAAAUUGAAUUUCUCAGGUACAAUUUUUUUGCCUCUCACAUGGUAAAAUCGCUGUUGCUUGUUUUGUAUUCAUUUCUCUUCAGUGUGUUGAUGCCUUUUCUAUUAAUGCCAGGGUGCUUUAAUGUUGCCCUCUUUAGACAACUCUGCUACCAUGCAAGAGAACCAUUGAUCCUUCUUUUUGUGUAAAUAAAGUGGUAUUGAUCUUCUUUUUCUGGGGAAGGUGAAAUCCUUUUGCUUCUGUCGGAGAUGAGAUGUUUCCUUGUAAAACCAGGAAAGUGCCUCAAAAGGAUCUCAUUAGGUCAUGGAAACAAAAGUUUAUAGAUACAGUCAAACCUCGGUUUUCAAAUAUCUCAGCUGCUGAACAUUUUGAAAGCUGAACGCCAAAAAACCCUGGAAGGGAAUGCUUCCGUUUUCGCGCAUUUCUCAGUUUUCCCCGUUGAACUUGCUGACAGCCCUUUGAUUCUCAGUUUUCAACGUUUCGGAAGUCAAACGGACUUCUGGAAUGGAUUAUGUUCCAAAACCGAGGUUCCACUGUACAAACCUAGGAGACAGAGUCAAGCUUAGCUAAAUUCAGUGAAAUCUUUAUUAGGGCCCGGUGUUAGAAUGUGGCAUACAGGGAGAAGGGAGAGAGAAGAUUAGCAUUUGUAGCAACACUACCAGUCGAGGGAGGCACACAACCAGCAGUAGUUUGCGGAGGACACAUUCAAACCUUGUGCCAGCCUUGCCUUUAUUCUUUUUGAAUCUUAGUCCUAAAAUAUAUUUGAGGGGGCAGUUCCCUCAUGCUCAUUUUCACCUCCCACAUACUUACUACUUAAACUGUGAAGAAUUGUUAGAUGAAUAAAUGCAGAUAAGUAAACAGCUACAGAAAUUACAGAAAUGCUGGUUGUAACUGGUUGAAAUUGAUACCCUUCUUUUGUCUCUGUUUCAUAGUUUUUCAUGGUGAUGUGCAUUGUAUAUGUGUUGUUUGGAGUUCUGUGGCUUGCGUGGUCAGCCUGCUACUGGCGAGACCUCCUGAGGAUCCAGUUCUGGAUUGGUGCAGUUAUCUUACUGGGAAUGUUAGAGAAAGCUGUUUUCUACGCGGAAUUCCAGAAUAUCCGCUACAAAGGAGAAUCUGGUAUGUGGGAAUAACAUUGUUAAAUAUUUCUGAGGACACAAAAGCAUGGAUUAUUUGAAACCGUUGAUCCAUUAGCAACUUUAUUUUUAGUGACAGAGUAGAAACAUACAAAUCUUCAUCUCUUGUCACUAUCUGUAACUGAUAUCUGUCAGUUUAGCUUUUGUGGAGGGAGCAGUGUUUAUUUGAGGAAGACAGCUAGUCAUGGAAACAUAAAUCUUAUUUCUGAAGUGGUUUUGCAUCCCAAGCCAUCCCUUAUGUGUGUAUUAGUUAAUGGAUAUUAUGCUAAACACAUUUACUUCAGAGUUUUGUGGGGCAUGCUUCCAAAUAAGUGUGCUCAGGAUUUCAGCCAUUUUGCAGAUAUCUCUCUUACCUGCAUAUUGUUGUACAGUGUAUUUUAUCCUUUGCAUUCUUUGUUCACAGUCCAAGGGGCAUUGAUACUGGCAGAGCUGCUCUCAGCACUGAAGCGCUCACUUGCUCGAACUCUUGUGAUUAUAGUGAGCCUGGGAUACGGCAUCGUCAAGUGAGUACUAGUGUUGGGCAAGCAGCAAAGUGCUCACCCCGAAAAUCAUUUAUUCUCCUCGAUCAUUAGGAUCAAACUCCCGAGUGUCCCUCAAGGGUGCGGGUCCUCCAUUUGACUUCCACUGCCGGAAAUUCCCAAUGCCAGGCCUCCUCAGCCUGCUACCACUCUCCCUCUUCUAAAGCCCAGACCCCAGAUCUUGGGGAAGGGGGGCUGGUCUGUAGGAGGUGAAGGAGGGCUCCAGUGAUGUUGGGAGAAGGCUCAGAAGGAAAAGAUGUACUCUUUCUCCAUUGAGGAUGAUGGGACUGAACCACAAGUGGAAUUGAGGGGAAUGGUCCGUUCAAGGUGGGCUGUGUCCACCUCAUUCUGCUUGCUGUAAGUUGUGCGCUUCUCCUUUGAAUGCUCACCCCAUUUGUAGUGAAUUCUAGCUUGUCUAAAAUUUCAUACAUUUUGAAUCUGUGUUGUCAAAGGAGUUAGAUGCAGUUCACGUCUACUUGACCAAUUAUGAUGGAAAACAGUUAAUACGGCAAUAUGAGCAAUAUGAAUAAAACUGGCUAGGACUUGCUCUUGGGUGUGUUUCACAUCCACAUCUGAUAUCAGCAGUCCUAGGAUAAUGGAGGUGAUUUGCAGCUGAUAUUAUUGCUCUUUUAUAAUCCAGAGUUCCCGGUUAGACCAGUUACCUAGAUGUGAAAAUGACAUUAGAGAUGACCUAGAUGAUAUGACUGAUGUAAUCUGUACAGCAGAUAUAUGUCUUCCCAUUGUUCUUCAUUUCUCCCUUUAUUCUCAUUUCAGACCUCGCCUUGGAGUUACUCUUCACAAAGUAGUUGUGGCUGGAGCUCUCUAUUUAUUAUUUUCUGGCAUGGAAGGUGUCCUUAGAGUCACAGGGGUUAGUAAUCACUUGCUGCAAUUUCAUACCUCUCAUAUACAGACCUUCGCUUCCUACUAGGCAAGGCUGUAUAUACACAGGUUCCACUUACUGAACACAAUGCAUUCCGUGGAACCCGUUGGUUAGGCACACGUUCACGUAAUGAGUCCACAAUUUCCACUAUUUACUGUGGAAAUAUUUCUAAUGUGGGAUUUGUGAGAUCUCCCCCCCGCCCCGUGGUUUUUUCUUGAAAUGGCUGCAGUUAAUCAGCAAAAGAUAGACAAAGGAAAAAACAGAUUUGUCCAAUUUCUCCUGCUCCCUGAUUUGUUUGAUCUCGCUUCCACACCCAUCCGUCUGUGGUUUCUGCCCCAAAGUGGCUACUGCUGAACAGCAAAGCACAAACAAACUAGGAAGUAAGGAAGUUGACUGUUCGGAUGUCUGAAUCUGCGGAGUAUAUUUAUUUACAUGCUGAUAAGUGAAUUUUUGGGUAGCGGGUAUGCAGUUAGCGGGACCUGCGUAUAAUAGGUAAUAAGGGAUAUUUUUUACUGUGUAUCUGGUCUACACUCUUUCCACUAAAACAUGUUUAAAAAGAGGCUGUUUGCCCCUUAUCUAACUGUACUGUAAUGUACUGUAAAGGCUUGUGCAGAUUAAUAUUGACUUCAUUUUUGUCUUUUGUGACUCAACCCUGCUUUGUUCCUAUUAUAUCUGUUGCUUCCUGUGUGUGUGUGUGUGUGUACGCGCGCGCGUGCGCGCGCACACACACACACAUUCAAAAGAUAAAUUUCACUGACAGUUCUUCCUCACUUUCAUUUGGUUUGCAUUUCUUCAUUGCUAUAUGUUGUGCAGCUGUGUAAUGUUACAGCCCCGUGUGCAGAAAGGUGAUUAUGCCUCUAAUACAGGAACCUUGAAAAGACCAGCUAACCAGCUGUGAAUACAUUGUGUAGAUAAUUCAGAUCUGUGUCAUGUGGAAUAAAGUAGAGAUAGUGUGCAUUCUUAGCUGCAGUAAAAUUAGAAAAGGAACUUCCUUCUUUUUCAGUGGAUUUUAGCGGGUGAUUGUGGUAUUCAACUAAGUCAUAGAGUGGGCCCAUUGAAAUCAUACUCUGGGUGUGAUUUAAUCAGAUAUCCUCCAUAGGUUAUAUUACCUGUUUCUAAAAAUGUAGCAAUAUGUUAUUGGAAAUAUUUUUGGCAAUUAGGAAGUAUAACAUUUUUGAAAUGUUUUCCCUGAGUUGGGUUUUGAAUAAUAAUAACAUGAAGAGGAACAUGAGUUUUACAUAAAUCAUGCACAAGUCAGUGAUAGCAAAUAGACCUGUCAAGUCGCAUGGCUUUGACUAUCCUUUGAAGAACAUUUGCCGCUGGGUGACCUGUUGUCCCGUGCUUGAUAGAGGUCAACUGUAGCAGCCAUUGUUCCUCAGUUCUGUGCUGGGCCCUGUUUUGCAGGAGUGGUUCAUCUUUUAAUCAUGCAUUUAUCAUGUAUUUCAGUAAACUGAUUCUCUUUUUGGUACUUUUCCAGUCUUUCCAUGGUGUUACAGCUGUGGUAGCUAACUUCGGGCUGUCUAUCAUUGACUCCUGUAUUAUUUAUUGGAUAUCCUUUCAGAAGUGCCAUAGUACGGUUUGCAUUUAUGAACAAUGUCAGUAUAAAUCCUGGAUGUUUGGUGAUUGAGAAAAUAUGUUGUACGAAGAGGUAUGGGAAGAAGUGAACAGCUAGUUAAAUUACCCUUGUAUCAUUCCUUCCUAAAGCUUUCCUAGUUUGUUUUUAGAGCUCAGCAGUGAGUAAGCCACCUUAUGAACGAACGGCAACAUUUGCCAGAGCUAUGAGCAACAAGCAGAUGGUCCAACCACAGAAAUUUCAGCAUCGGUGGGGUGUAAAUCUCAACGGUGUACUGAAAUUCCAUUGAUUUUGAUGAGAUUAAUGCUCCUUUUCUUCCCUUUGAUUGUGUGUGCUGUAAAUGUUACGGUUUAUGGCUGGGUGGGUAUUUUGCGCUAUGUGAGUUCUUGUAAAACCAGGGCAAUCUCCCCUCACUGCUGCUUGAUGGAAUGAUUCUUGCUGGGUGUCAGAAAUAUGCAGCUUUCAAUAGAUCAAUAGCUUUCCUGUCAGGCAGAAUGGCUGGACAGUACUCUGGUCCAUCAAUGGAGCCUUAAACUCCCGGUGCGGUUUUGGAUCUAGAAAAUAUCUUAAUGCUGUGAAUCUGAGGGAUCAGGACUCGUAUCUUUCAGCUUUUCUGCAGCAUUUUUUUUAAUUGGCUUAAUACUAAUCUCUUUUUUUCUUUGAACAAAGAAAAUACGUAUUUGGUGUUCUACAUUAAUGUAAUAACUGGCAAUAAUAAUAAUAAUAAUAAUAAUAAUAAUAAUAAUAAACACCCCACCCAUCUGGCUGGGUUUCCCCUGCCACUUUGGGGAACUGCAUGCUUGGGGUUGCAGUCCUUUACACGCUUCCCUGGGAGUAAAUCCCACUGAACUCAGUUGGACUUCUGAGUGGACAUGCUUAGGACUGCGCUGAAAGUCUUGAAUCUUGCUUCCAGUCGGCCUUGGUCUCAAUGCCUUUUUCUCUUUGUCUCUCUAGGCACAGAAUGAUCUUGCCUCCUUGGCUUUUAUUCCACUGGCUUUCCUAGAUACUGCCCUCUGUUGGUGGAUAUCCUUCUUCACUGGCUUAUUUCAAGGACUGCUAUUUCUUUGGAGUUGGGUUUUCAUGGUGGGUGGUAUCUAUUGCAAGUGUUCUGCCCGAUUCUGUUGUUGCUUUAUUUUCCUUCACAAACAAAAUUUCUUUAAGGUGGUCAUCCUAACUACACUUCCAAGGGGAAAAUCCCCAUUGAAUUCAAUGGAAUUUUCUACAGAGUCAGAAUGCUUAACGCCACACUCACAGUCUGCUGACUCAAGAACAUGGUUACUUUUACAGCUAACAUGGCAGAUCUGAUAGAGUAAGAAAUGGCUGCCAGUUUUGGAGAUGACCUUGGUGCAGUGAUGUCACUGGCUUCUGAUUGCUGAGGGGCUUCCUUCGCAUUUCUGUAGCAGGAAGAGCUAUCUCUACUGAAAACAUUGCGUGGACAGGCGGAGUCCCCCAAACCCUGGGCGGCCCCAUGUGAAAUAACGACUCAAGACAACGUGCUAUGGGAUUAAAAUUGGCCACAACUUUAUUAUGUUUCAGAUGUGGGUAGACCUUGGCUCUGGCAUUGGGUGUUUAUCCCUCCCAGUCCCCCACCGGGGAUCUGGGGAACAUUAGGGUUAUCCAGUGUGUGGGGGGGGGAAUGGGCUGGCUCUGGAGAACAUACGUUCAAGCAGAGCAAGCCCGUCUCCGUUACGCCGCCAUCGCAGGGGAGAGCAAUGACAACCUCUAGGUGUACGGCCAAAGCCUCCCCUCAACCAACCCCUUUAAUCGGGAACCCUGGUAUCGCUGCCGCAAAGAGGACGGGGGCAUGGGUCACCGUUGCACGCCCCCCCCAUUUAGGGAAGAUAGACUAAAGGAUUCCGCCUAAGGCCUGAUACCGCCAAAGUUGUGGUGUUUUGCUACGGGAAAGGCAAACCUGCCAAUUCAGGAGAAUUCCUUUCCGGCCCUUCAACAGCGACCCUGACGUAGCAGCACCCACGUACCUGUGGAGAAAAGGUUAAGCUGCAAAAGAAGUCUUAACUGAGGGUGGGAGAAGCUCUGGAGCCAACUGAGAUUCCCAGGUAAGAUCCUCUCCCUAUUGUGUGGGCAGGUGGUCCCUCCCCCUACCUGGCCUGAUCACCUUGGCAACACUUCCCCAGGCAGGAUUGGGCAACUGGCUGAGGUAGGCGGAGACCUCCAGGUAUCCCACCUGGGGAAGGCAAAGCCAAGCCUGUGCUAAUGGUGCCGCAUAGGGUCCAGGGGGCUGUGCGCAACCACGCAAAGGGUGCCCCCCAUUUAAUGUGGGGAGCGGUCAUUAUGUGCAGGCUAGCCUUCAGAAGUUGGACGACUAAAGUGGGCAGAGUUGUCCCUUAUCUGCAAAUACAUAGCUCUUCCUGAUGCAGCCUCAUGUUCUUCUGCAGCCCUCGUGUGGACACCACUGAGCGUUGUGUUCACAUGUGUGUGCUUAACACUGGAGAUGUAUUGUUUGAAAACAAGUCACUGCAUUGAUGCCCUGGUAUCAUAGAGGGUUCCCACACCAUCGCUGCAUAUUCUGUCUGUGUGGGUGGGCUUAUAUGCCUUCUUAAAGUGAGAAGCCUUUGAGGAUCACCAUACCAAAGCAUUUUUUGUAGCCUUAUGUGAGGACCACAAUAUUUGAGUCACUGCUGAGUGUAAGUGGUAAUUGAAGCACAGUGUAGGAAUAAUGGGUGUAUAAGUUCAUUCUUUAUUUUAAUAGGCUAUCAUUGCUUCGGGGUUCGUAAGCUUCAGGUUCAGUUUGAUAUGUUAGUAUUUCUGUGUAUAUUGCAUCUGAAUACCUUUAGUAAUUGGGCUAUGCCUGUUGUCCAGCUUGCUUUUUCUUGACUUACCAUACAUAUUCAUCAGUUUGACUCAGACAAUGAAGUUGUUAAAACUUAGGAGGAAUGUUGUGAAGCUCUCUCUCUACCGACACUUCACCAACACUCUAAUUUUGGCAAUAGCAGGUGAGCUUUAGAAAUAUUUCCUUCCAAAAUGUUUUACAGGACCUUUCUGAGCCAGAUGUUAUUUGAGAUAUCUACCACUCCAUUGUUCAUUCUGUCAUGUCUGUGUUAUAGUUUUCCCUCAGUUCAGUGCCUGUACCCUAAAUAGAAAGUGCGGAGAGCUGUUUGACAGUGGUGCGGACUCCUUCGGAAAGUGGUGGACUCUCAGAGGUUUUAAAUCAGGGGUUUAAAUUCAUGACCAUUUGUCAUGAAUGCUUUAGUUGAAUGUUCUCCUUGCAGGGGGUUGGACUAGGUGAUCCUUGGAGUCUCUCUGAAUUCUACAAUUCUAUGAUUCUUUGAAAUAAAAGGGGAUGCCUGAAAACAAAUAAAAAAAGUUCCAAUUUCAUGACUUGUUAGCCAUGUUCGGACACAACGCUGAGUCAUUAGCUAAGGUUAAAUAAAUCACAUUGUGCAUGAGCAUUCCUGCUUUGUUCUUCCUCUAGUGGGGAAAAAAACAACAUGAAGUGGCUGGCUUAGUGUUAUGUCUGAACUUGGACUUGCAGCUUGUUUCUCUCCAGGCAAACCGUGAACUGAAAUUAAAGUUUGUUUUUGGCUUCCUGGUCAUGGCUUGUUUCUUAGUGUUGCCUGCAAACCAGUGUUUGUUUGUAUUUUGUUUCUUCCAAGCAAACCCAUGCUUUGGAUACAAUGCCAAGCCAGCCAUUCCUCGCUCCAACAGGUCUACUGAACUUACUAUCAAGCUGCCACAGCAGAAUUUUCAUUCCCCUGUCUUUUAUUUUCAUUUUCAAGGUUUUUCUCUUACUAUACAAAGUCUUUAAGAGCUUGGGAUCAGUUAAGUAAGCCCCAUAUAUGCUUACUUAUCAUUCCACAUUGGUUAGAAGUUGAUCUUUCAGCAAGGCAGCCCCUGUGUUUUGGAACUCCCUUCCUAUUAACAUCAGGCAGCUGCUCUCACUGUAUUGCUCUAGACACCUGCUGGAAAAGCUAUCUAGAUAUGUAAUUCUAAGUCUGCUUACAGAUGUAGACUUUGCCUGGAUAAAUAUGGCAAUAUUUGGAACGAGUUUAUACAAAAUGUAGUAGGCUGAUAAUAUUUACAUACUGUAAGUGAUAAUAAGAUCCAAUUUAUAAAAUAAUUUAUGGGUUAGAGUAUUUUUUGUAUAUAUUCAUAUAAUAUUUUCCUCCCCUUUACACAUUUUUGUGCCUUUUCUUUUUCUUUGUAUCUCUUUAUUUCUUUAUAAUUGAAAACCUUUCAAUAAAAUAUUAGCAUAAAAAUAGAUGUAUAAUUCUGCAUUUAAAUUUUGCUAGCUUUAUAUGUGCAUUAUUGAUGAUAAUUUUAUAUUGUUUUACAUAAAAUGCUUAGAGAUUAGUCUAGAUUCAGCAGUUUAGAAUUCUUUCUAAAUAAAUAUUUUUAGACAGAUUUUAGAUACAGAACAAAUGCUCAAAGGGGCUUUUACUGCACAAAGAAAUGUGCCAACUGAUGACCACAAGCCCAAUAACACACAUUGCUGCUUGACACAAUCCCCAUGGUUAUAGAUGAUUUAAAAGCAAAUAACCUAAAAGGUCUUAAUCUUAAAAGAGGAGUUCUGCAGUUCAUUUGCAGUUUCUAAUAUUUCAACAAAUGUGUGUGUUUAUCUUCACUCUUUAGCAUCUGUUGUUUUUAUCAUCUGGACCACUAUGAAAUUCAGGCUGGUAGACUGUCAGUCGGUAAGUGUGAUGUGACUUUUCCCCUACCCCAAACUGCUAUGGAGAGUAUGCUUUUGUUUGAUAAGCUGGGGGCUAAGGAUUAUGACUGAAUUUAAUACAAACUCUGUGCCUUUCUUCUCCUUGAAAAUAUUGGCAUUUCUCUCUCUCUUUUUUUUGAAGUGUCUUUCCUUCCUGGGUGUGUAUCUUACCUAUCUUUUAAUAACAGGAUUGGCGGGAGCUGUGGGUGGAUGACGCCAUCUGGCGACUUUUGUUUUCAAUGAUCCUUUUUGCCAUCAUGGUUCUUUGGAGGCCGUCUGCCAACAAUCAGAGGUAUAACAUUAUCUUUUAUUUUUUAUUAUUGAAAACAAUAACACCAUAACAGUCAUGUUAUGAUCCACAGCAGUCCUUGCUAACCUGGUUCCAGACACUGAUGGGAGUUGUAGCCCAACAACAUCUGGAGGGCACCAGGUUGGUGAAGACUGAUUCAAAGCAGCCAUCUUGUCUUGUCUGACUACAGUGGAACCUCCCGGAAGCAUUCCGAACUGCCGCGCCUGCGCAUGUCCGCAGUGUGAUUUAGCGCUUCUGAGCAUGCGCAAGCGGCGAAACCUGGAAGUAACCAUUCCGGUACUUCCAGGUUUCUGCAGGACGCAACUUGAAAAGAUGUAACCUGAAGCAGAUGCAACAUGUAUUUCUGGUAUCCAGUAACUUUCAGAUGUAAAACAUGUAACCAUUACACAUGAUAAUAACACGAGUGGUGCUGUAGUCUCUUGGGCUUGCUGAUCGGAAGCUUGGUGGUUCGAAUCCCCACAACGGGGUGAGCUCCUGUUGCUCGGUCCCAGCUCCUGCCAACGUAGCAGUUUGAAAGCACACCAGUGCAAGUAGAUAAAGAGGUACCACUGUGGCAGGAAGGUAAACAGCAUUUCCGUGCACUCUGGCUUCCGCCAUGGUGUUCCAUUGCACUAGAAGCAGUUUAGUCAUCCUGGCCACAUGACCCGAAAAGCUGUCUGUGGACAAAUGCCGGUUCCCUCGGCCUGAAAGUGAGAUGAGCACCUCAACCCCAUAGUCGCCUUUGACUGGACUUAGCCGUCCAGGGGUCCUUUACAUUUACCUUAAUAAAGAAAGAAGUCUGUGAAAAAUGUUUGUGUGUGUGUUUGUAUUUCUGUGUGUGUGUGCUUUAUUAAUUUUUUUCUUUCUGAAAGGUUUGCUUUUUCACCAUUGUCUGAGGAAGAGGAGGAGGAUGAACAGAAGGAGCCAAUGCUGAAAGAGAGCUUUGGUAAGAAGAAAAUCUUCUGCUAUAUAAAUGCAAUUUUAGUGCCAGUGGCCACCCUGAUAACAUUGCCCUGCUUCCUUCUCCCGGGAAUUGCUUCCCAACAAGCCUAUCUCCAGUGCACUUACCUGAAGCCAUUUAACUGGGUUCUAUAUUCCUUCCCCCUCUGAGCGUGGCAAAGAAAUAAGAUGUUGGGGACUUCUAUUAUAGAUUCACAUUAAAGCAAUAAUAAACUGGAAUCAUAAUCCAGGUGGCACUGUUGAAUGAGCUUUAUUUCUUUCUGGUAUCCUACACAGAGGGAAUGAAAAUGAGGAGUUCAAAACAAGAGUCAAACGGAAACCCUAAAGCCAGCAAAGCAGUAAGUUUGAUUCUCUCAUAGCUAGUGUUGGAGGUGGUGGUGGUGGAACUUUCAAGAAAAUUAUUUUAAGAUGCUUGACUAGAUGAUAAGCUGCUCCUAGGAAUCUGCCCAUACUUCAUAUGGCACAAUUGGUGCCCAGUGUUGGCUUUAGGUGUGAUCCCCAGAAUAUAACUGUAUACAGGCCUGCUGUAUAUGAAUUAUCUAUUGUAGCCAUAUUAACUAACUAUUUUAGAAUUAAAGAAGGAAGGGAAUGUGUGUGUUUUUAAAUUGAAAAUGGCUCUUGAGUAUUUUGGAUAUUACAUGUUUCUUUAAUUGCCCUUUAAAAGGAAAUUUUUUGAUAGUUUUCAGCUUAGUUUUUUCAAAUCUUUUUGUAAAUGAUAGAUUUUCUUUUUAAGAUGUCGUAAUUAUUUAUAUCCUCCACAAAAAAUAAGCGGAAGAGACAAAGGAAUGUCAAAUAUAGUUAAUCACCUUUUCUGUAGGGAAAAUUUACACAACAUAUUUUUGGUGGUUUCAUAGCAAAAUGUUAUGUAAUGUUAUUUUUAAGUAGAAUAACCAUUUCUGAAUCACAUGACCUCUUUUUUAAAAAUAAAAAAUCUAGCAGGAAGAUGAUUUGAAAUGGGUGGAAGAGAAUGUUCCUUCUUCAGUGACGGACGUGUAAGUACAUGUAAUUUGACUUAUAUUUAUAGUAAAUGUCAGGGAACUGCCAUCGGAAGGAAGGGAGGUGAAAGGACUCAGACAGGUUGGAAGAGAUUCAGCAGCUGAAGAGGGAACCAGCAAGGGAGAGAAGCUGAACUGAGGGAGGUGAAAGGGCUCAGACAGGUUGGAAGAGACUCAGCAGCGGAAGAGGAAACCAGCAGGGGAGACAAGCUGAACUGAGGGAAAGGGAGCUGGGGGAUGGCUCAGAGAUACUUCCAGCGAAAACAGUGGUGAGGUUUCCGGACCUCCUGUAGCGACACCCACUCCUCGCCGGAAACUGUCACGCAGAGAGUCCAGAAGACGUGUUUCCGUUAAGGAGCUUUUAUGUUGGAAGCGAUUACGAAAGCAACCACUGUCGGAAUCUUCUAGUGACUAAGAGGAGCCAUCUCAGAGGGGCUCAGUCACAGACAGAGGUUUGUGGACUUGAACAAACUCUGAGGGAAUACGAUUUUACGCACAAGCAGCUCAUAAUCCCAUCACAGCAUUCCGACAGUCUUUGAACGCAGCUUGUGCAGGAGACGGCAUAAUAAUGAGCAACCCAGCAGGAACCGGAGAAGCAGGGGCUGGAGCGGGUCCAAGCCUGGAAGAAAGGUACCGGGUGUUAGAGGUCCAGCUGGCGCUGCAGACGGCGAGGCUGGAGGAGAGGAGGGCUCAAGAUGCAGACAAAGGGAGAAAGCCACCCAGCUCGCCAGAAAGGUACCAGGAUUGGUGCAAAAAUUUGGGGAGCCCAAAGACUAUCAUAGCUUUCGGACAGAAAUGCAAUAUGCCCUCAAUCUGCAGUUUGAUGAUUUCCCUGAUGAGGAAUCACGAGUGGCUUUUGUGAUUGGGCAUCUUGAAAAGGGGCGAGAGACUGGGUUAGACCCCUGAUGGCAGCGAAUAGUGACGUCUUAAAAGACACGAUGAAGUUCUUUCGCGCCAUGGAUCUGAUGUUUUCCAGCGAUAUUGAAAAGGGAGUGGUGCGCAGACAGUUAAUGGCUUGCAAACAGGGAGCCGAUCUGUACGUGAGUACUGGACUGAGUUCACCAUGCUGAUACACAGAUUGGGGUGGGACUUAUCGGCGGAACCCAUUCAAAUGCUCUUUGAAGAAGGGCUUUCUUCGGCUGUGAAAGAUGAACUUUCCCGGGCGCCCAGGGCGGAGUCUAUGGACCAGCUGACCAAAUCAGCGCUGGCCAUAGGAGGCGCGCCAGGAGGCGAGAGCAUUGGAGAGGCGGGAAGGGAAGGGGAACGUUGGAAGGAGUUCCGCAUUCCAGACAUUCCAGAGCCAACUGUCCCGCCGGCAGAGCCGAUGGAAAUCGGAACAGCGCGCGCGCGCAGUUUCAAAGCCCAGUGAGGGGAAAGAAGGAUGGAAAAGGCGCCCGGAAAUGCUAUCUCUGCCAACAGCCAGGGCACUUUGCCAGAGUCUGCCCCCAGAGGAAGGAAUGGCAAGGGAUGGUGGGAGCUGUGGAGGGAAGAGAGGAAAAAUACCGGAGCAACUAAAAGCCAACGCCUGGCUGCCAUUGUCGGGGCACAGCAGCCAGGCCAAAGAGCAGUGAAAGUGCCCACUCCAGAACCUCCUAAACCCGCCCUAGUGAUAGAAGUGACACUAGAGCUCCCAAACGGACACCCUCUAAAGAUAAAGGCGCUGUUGGACUCAGGCAGCUCCUGCAAUUUCAUGAGCAAAGAGUUUGCAGCUGAACACCAGAUACAGACGCUCCCUUUAAGCAACCCCCUGCAGGUAACCACGAUCGAUGGCAGGGAGCUGUUGGGAGGAGAAGUCAGCUUGCAGACCGUCCCAAUGAUAAUGAAGGUGGCAAGGCACACUGAACUGAUAGCUUUUAAUGUGGCCACCUUGGGAGGAGCUCCCAUUAUAUUGGGGAUGAGCUGGCUAGCGUUACAUGAUCCGCUGGUGGGCUGGCAUCAGAGAGUGGUUUCUUUUGGGUCAGCACAUUGCUUAGAACAUUGCAAAGAGGGAAGGUUUUGGCAGGGGCCCAAGCCACCCUAGCAGGGACUGAAGUGAAGGAGAACGUGAAGGUACCACGACAAUACGCAGAUCUCCGCGACGUCUUCAGCGAAAGGGAAGCUGACCAACUACCACCGCAUAGAGCCUUUGACUGUCAAAUCAAUUUGCUCCCUGGGGCACAGCUCCCUGUGGGCAAGCUGUACGCCAUGUCAGACAGAGAGAUGCAGGAGCUAAGAGAGUUCAUUGACAAGAACCUGAAGAGAGGGUUCAUCAGAGAGUCCAGGGCGGUGGGGGCAGCCCAGUGUUUUUGUGGACAAAAAAACACGAACAAGCCGAGACUGGUGUGUGACUUCAGGGCCUUAAAUGCAGUGUCAGAACCAGUGGCCUUCCCGAUGCCCAGGAUUGACGACAUUUUGACAAGGGUGCGAAAGGGAAAGAUUUUCACCAAGCUGGAUCUAAGGGGGCGUACAACCUGAUACGAAUAAGGAAGGGGAUGAAUGGAAAACCACCAUGUUCACCCCUUUAGGGGCAUUUGAAUACUUAGUUAUGCCCUUCGGUCUACAAGCAGGCUCCGCAACAUUUCAAUCGUUUAUGAACCACGUCCUGGGGCCGUUGCUUUACAAGAAUUGUGUGGCCUUCUUAGACGACGUGUUGGUGUAUUCUGAGAAUGAGGAGCAGCAUGUGAGAGACGUCAGAGAAGUGUUGAGCAGGCUGCAAGCCAGCCUGCUGUGGGUGAAACUGGAGAAGUGUCAGUUUCAUACCAAGGAGGUGGAAUUCCUGGGGUAUCGCCUGUCUGACAAGGGGUUGGCCAUGGAUCCCGGCAAGGUCCAGGCGGUACUGGAAUGGAAAACACCCAAAACAAGGAAGGAUGUGCAGAGGUUUUUAGGGUUUGGGAACUUCUAUCGUAAGUUCAUCCCAAACUUUGCCCACCUGACGGCGCCCAUUACGGACUGUCUCAGCAGUAAGAAGAAGUUCGUUUGGACGGAGGAGGCGGAGCAAGCAUUUGAGGAACUAAAAGGGCCUUCGCCUCGGAACAACAGCUCCUGCAUGUGGAUUUACAAAAACCGAUGAGAGUGGAAACUGACGCAUCAGACAGAGCGGUUGGGGCGGUGCUUCUCCAGCCAGGGAAGGAGGAGUCAGAGUGGAGACCGUGUGCUUUUUUCGCGAAAGCUGAACAAAUCCGAGAGGAACUACACGGUGUAUGACCGAGAACUACUAGCCAUUCAUGAGGCGUUCCGGAGAUGGAGGCACCUGCUAAUUGGCGCACAACAUAAGGUGCAAGUGUGCACUGACCACAAGAACCUAGAGUAUUGGAGGACGGCACGAGUGCUCAACCAACGGCAAGUGAGAUGGGCCCAGGAAUUCUCCAAAUUUAACUUUGAGAUUUGUUACGUGCCAGGCCCAGAGAACAUUAGGGCGGACGCUCUCUCACGCAAACCUGAAUAUUGGGAGGGGAGGGAGCACCCGAAGAGAGACAUGUCAUUCCAGAGGACCGCUGGGUGUGUGGGGCGGCAUUGGUGGGACAAAGAGAACUGGUAGAAGAAACAGAGAAUGAUGAAUACGCCCAGAAUAAGCUCAGAGGUCUUAGGGAUGGGGAGAGGAAUCAAGGGGUUUCGAGGAAAGAAAUGGAGCUUUGUAUUACAAAGGGGCACUGUAUAUCCCUGAAGGAGACUUAAGGGGAGGGUACUCAAGCAGUUGCAUGACAGCCCCACGGCGGGGCAUUUGGGCCACCAAAAACCAUGGUGUUGGUCACCAAGGAAUUUUGGGGGGCGAAGGUUGGGGAGGAUUUUAGGGAGUAUGUAAGAGGGUGCGAGCAGUGCCAGCGAGCCCAAGGGAAAGGCGGGCGCCGGCGGGGCUAUUAGAACCCUUACCAACACCAGAACGACCUUGGGAGGCAGUGUCGAUAGAUUUUAUGACUGAUCUGCCGAAGUCCAAAGGGAAAACAGCCAUCAUGGUGGUGGUAGACCUACUAACAAAGAUGUGCCACUUUGUAGCUUGCUCGCAUGCAGUCACGGCGGAAGAGACAGCGAAGUUAUUUGUAGAACACAUUUUUAGGUUGCACGGGGUGCCAUUGAGGGUGGUCUCAGACCGAGGAAAACAAUUUACUUCCAGGUUCUGGAGGAAGCUCAUGAGCUUACUGCAGGUGGAGGUCAACUCUUCGACUGCCCGGCACCCUGAAACCAACGGGCAGGCGGAAAGAGCAAACGGUGUCCUCCAGCAAUACCUGAGGUGUUAUGUCAAUGACAGAGAGAAUGACUGGGUAGAAAAGUUGGCGCUGGCGGAAUUUGCCUACAACAAUGCCGAGAAUGUGUCCACAGGGAUGAGCCCCUUCUUGGCUAAUUAUGGGUGUCAUCCCAGGGCUUUCCCAGGGGAGAAGGGGAGAGAUGGAGCGUACCGGCAGCCGAGCAUUUUGUAGAAGAAAUGGAAGCAAUCCACCGUCAGCUCCAACUCAACUUAGAAAGGGCGAAGGAAGAAUACAAGAGGCAGGCAGACAAGAACCGAAGGGAAGGUGAAACCAUAAGGGUUGGAGAUAGGGUGUGGCUGUCAACCCGAGGGUUGCCGUUCAAAGGAGGUUGUAAGAAAUUACGACCCAGGAGGUUGGGUCCCUUUGAGGUCAUUCAACAGGUCAACCCAGUGGCUUUCAGGCUCCGGUUACCCAACCACAUGAAACUGCACCCAGUAUUUCACAGGUCGUUACUGUCACCGUACGAGGGGACGAGAAGGGAUGGACACUCGGGGACCGGUCAUAGAAGAAAGAGAAUGCAGCAGUCAUGUGGCAGAAAUCCUUGAUGCCAGGUGGAUUUGGUAGCGUGGGAAGGAGAACCGGAGUCAGAAAACACGUGGGUAAUGGCCAAAGAUAUCAAUGACGAGGUAUUGAUAGAAAUGUUCCAUCAAAGGUUCCCGCGGAAACCUCAGCCUGUGGAGAGGUUCCGGAGGGAAUACUUUGGGACCACUGAGGAGGAGGAGGAGUUGGAAGGAUUCCCAGAAUCGGAAGGGGACGGGGAGAUGGACUCGGAGGAGGAGGCGUGCUUCGAGACCAGGAACCGCAACAGGUGGAGAGAAGUGUUCGAGACAUCGGAAGAUGAAGGAAGUUCAUUCCGGGGUUUUGCCUCCUCACCGCCCGUAGAGGAGGGGCGAGAGGGGGUGAAGGGGGCCCUGGAGGGAGGUGGAUGUCAGGGAACUGCCAUCGGAAGGAAGGGAGGUGAAAGGACUCAGACAGGUUGGAAGAGAUUCAGCAGCUGAAGAGGGAACCAGCAAGGGGAGAAGCUGAACUGAGGGAGGUGAAAGGGCUCAGACAGGUUGGAAGGACUCAGCAGCGGAAGAGGAAACCGGCAGGGGGAUACAAGCUGAACUGUGGGACAGGGAGAUGGGGGAUGGCUCAGAGAUACUUCCAGCGAAAACAGUGGUGAGGUUUCCGGACCUCCUGUAGCGACACCCACUCCUCGCCGGAAACUGUCACGCAGAGAGUCCAGAAGACGUGUUUCCGUUAAGGAGCUUUUAUGUUGGAAGCGAUUACGAAAGCAACCACUGUCGGAAUCUUCUAGUGACUAAGAGGAGCCAUGUCAGAGGGGCUCAGUCACAGACAGAGGUUUGUGGACUUGAACAAACUCUGAGGGAAUACGAUUUUACGCACAAGCAGCUCAUAAUCCCAUCACAGUAAAUAUACUGGAAGCAAAAUGAAUGAAAACAGUAAUAAUUUUCUCGAAUAUUGGUAAUGUUGCCGGUUGCAUCCUAGAACUGGUGUGGACUUUUUCUGGUUUCUGCUUGUGGGGUGCCAGCUAGCAGUCCCUAAUACAGACUCCUAAUCCAACUUGUGACCUGCUGCUACUUGCUGCUGCAGCCGAUGAAAGUCCCUGUUGGUCUGCAUUAGGGACAGGGACUAUUGCCAAUUGCAUUUAUUGUGCUUUCUUUUAUACUGUGCUGUAAAUCUUCAUUUGGUAAAAUGUACUUUCUGCUCUAAAUCUUGGGAAACUACCUGCAUUUCACGCUAGCACUAUUGCAAUAAAUUCCCAGUGAUAAUGUUUCUUGUCAGUACUGUGCCUGUUGUUAAAGUUCUUUCUUUCUUUUCAUUCCUCUCAAUCCAGUGCUCUCCCGGCGCUUCUGGAUUCUGAUGAGGUCAGUAAACAAACCUUCAGCAGCAAUUUAAGUCUUGUGACACAACAGGGGAGUCAUGAGCCCAAGAAUUAAGGAAAUUAUUUUGGCUUCUCAAAACAGAAAUACUCUAUCCGUUCCAGUCAGUGCAUCAAGGAACUAAUAAAAGCAAAACGGAAGCACUGUUAAAUACAGAUCAGAGCUUUUAUAUGACUUUGGAACUUUUAACCAUCUGAUUUUUUAUUUUAUAUGGUUUGCUAUAUGGAGCCACUGCUUUUUUGACAGUAUUUGAGGGCAGGGCUGUGGCGCAGUGCCGGAGCACAUGCUUUGCAUGCAAAAUCAGAUUCAAAUUAGGUAGGGCUAGCUACCUUCAGUUGCUACCAGUCAGUGUGGACAUUACUGAGUUACAUGAACCCAGUGGUCUGACUUUAAGGCAGGUUCCUGUGUUCUGUUUCACACUUUUAAUUAGGGGCUUGCCGUUUAAUAGACACAACACAAAAGAAAAAAGGGAUGAGGACAAUAAACAAAAUUCAGGAUACCAAACCUGAUUGAUUCCAUCUCCGCUCAUGAGAGCUGUAUCAGUUUUGAAUUGUUAAUUUGUGGCCUCAAUUUUGCUGUUAGCCGCUUUGAGUUUUUCAGGGGGCAGGAUAGCUAUGUUUUAAAUGAAUGAAUGAAGUUACUCAUAGUUAAAGUUUGAUUGAGAAGGAGGACUAAAAUGGAGUGAAGCUUUGUGGGCUUUUGAAGAGACUUGAAAGACUAGAGAAAUGAUUUCACUGAGGAAUUCUGGUUGUGCUCUAGGCAUAUGGAGUGGAAAGGUGAAAUGGAGAAUAUCCUUUAAGAGCAAACAACCUUUAGGCAGCUAAGUGUAGUAGAGUUUGUUGACUGAAGGUCAUGGGAAGGAGUACAUUGGGAUAUUAGGACAGAUUGGGUGGAACAAGUUUAGAAAGCUGUAAGGGGCAAGGACAAGGGGUUUGUGUAGGCAGUAAAAGGAACAGGAAGCCAUUGCUGGGAUUUGAGGAGUGAUGGGAGAUGAAUGCUGCAAAUUCAGCAGACAAAUUCUGAGCAUUACAAUAUGCAUUCCAAGCCCAUAAAUAAGCUUUCAGAGUGUGUUUCAGGAAAACACAUUUUCUGACAGUUUCUGUUCAGUCUCUGACCCGAGACAUGUAUGACUACCGUUUGCAUACACUGUGAUUUCAUUUUCAUUUUCAGUAUGGUAAAGUUCCUUGCAGUGUAACUUCUAUCCAUUAUUUUUUGUGCCAAAUAGUUCUUCUGGGUGUGCUCCUUUCGGAUAUUUUCCAAGCUUUCAGUCAAUCUUUAGGACAUGUAACAGUUUUCACUUACAGCUCAAAAGAAUGUUCAUCACAUGAAUGACAAAAGUCACAUGAUGUUCAUUUAACCGUGCCUAAAAGGAAUUAGUUCUAAGUAUAACUCCUAUUAUAGAAGAAGCAUUUGCUUUGUGUUUUGAACUUUGGAUAGUACACUAAUGUUAACAUUUUUUUAAAAAAGAAAUGUGAAACCUCAUUGUGACCCAUAUAUUAAUAUUGCAGGAAAGAAUGAUCACACAUUUUGAAAGAUCUAAAAUGGAAUGAAUGAGGACAGUUUGCUUGACAAGGCUUCCUGCUGUUGAAGAAAGGAAGAAACGUUUUUCUCCCAUGGAAUGCUGCAUUCUUCUGAUAUGUUCUGUGACGUUCACCUUUGGACAUUGUUCUCAGAGGAAAGAACAUUUUGCUUGGAUCACUGUGGAAGGAAUCACACACAUGUUGAUACACCUAGGGAAAUGUUUGAAUUUGCAUUGCUGCUGCAAGUGUGGGUUUUAAGCCAUUUAAACGUCUUUAUUGCAGCACGUCUUUACUUUUUAAACAUUAUAGUCAAGCUAAAUCUAAAACUGUUUUAACAACUGCCUGAGGAAUGGUUAAUUCAAUAUUACAGCUAAAUCCCUCAUGUUUUAACCACAGUGGGAAGAGGGGAAGAGUGAUUGAUGGUUUCCCCAAACCAGCACGGGUGUUCUAGAGACAAAAGGCAAGCUCAAGCUUAUAGACAGGUACCAGCGAUAGCUCAGUAAGAUGCUACGUAUAUUUAAAAAACUCUGUAUCCAGCAUCUGGGACAGUGUGUGUAGGAUUGAAUCCCCCCAGCCCAGUAAAGGACUGGUACCUAUGAGAGAUGCCAGAAUCAACCAUCUGUAAAUGAGCCUUGCCCACAGUAGUAUGCAUGCAGCAAACUGCUGUGUGCAGUAAUCUAUGGAUCAGGGUCAGUGCCUUGCAUUUUUAUUGGAUGUAGCAGCUUCUGACUGAAGAUUCUGGUACCUGGCUUGUGAAAAGGAGAAAGUUUUAGAAUGAGAACUCCUAGUUAUGGGAAACAGUUAACGCAUCACGAGGGAGGGAGGUAUUUGGGGAAAUUUAUGAUUCCUAACAUUUUUGGCAAGAUCAAGUGCAAUUUUAUUCACUCUACUGUGUAGGAAAGAUGGUCUAUUUUAAGUUUUGCAUACAUAGAUGCAGUGAUCACUUACGUGUUUGGUACAUAUCUCGUUGCUGGCAAUGGGGUGUGAGCAUGAGCAGUUAACUAUUCAAAUCAGAGCAGAGUGCAAUUUAAAUAAUUUUAAAAAAACAAACCCUCAGCACUUAUUCACUGACCUUGACCAGCCCCAUGGCUUUAGCCUGUGCUUCUAAUAUUGUUGCAUUGGAGCAUAUUCCAUAGACUCACAAACGCACUUGUGUUGGAGUCAACCUCCCCAUACAUAUUGACUCUUUGAAUCAGGCCUGUUCAGGCUGUGACCCACUGAGUCCAUUGCAGCCCAUAGCCGUGUUUGUGGCUUGUCAAAUGCUUGACAACCUUCCUUCCUGUUUUUGCAGCUCUAGAUAGACAGCAAAACCAGUUGGGGUGUGUUAGGCCACAAGUUGUGCAGUCCUAUCCUAAAAGUUUAUGUCAGACUAACCUGUCCUAGAUGUUCACAUAUUCUACACAGAACUGUGACUUCAGAUAGCAGCUUGUUCCUGUUGCUCUUCUCAAAUAACUCCUGAAUAGACCCAGUGUCUGUACUACGUAUCCUUGCCAGCUUCCAGGUCCCCCAGUACAGUGGUGCCUCGCAAGACGAAAUUAAUUCGUUCCGCGAGUUUUGUCGUCUUGCGAUUUUUUUCGUCUUGCGAAGCACGGUGUCAGGAAAGUUUUGGAAAAGCUUCAAAAAUCACCAAAGUCUUUAAAAACCUCAAAAAAAGGCUACCACACCGCGUUCUAUGAGUUGCUCCUCGAAGUCAAGUCGCAAUUGUAUUAACGGUGUUAAGAAAAGGAAACAAACUUGCAAGACGUUUCCGUCUUGCGAAGCAAGCCCAUAGCGAAAAUCGUCUUGCGAAGCAGCUCAAAAAACAAAAAACCCUUCCGUCUAGCGAGUUUUUUGUCUUGCGAGGCAUUCGUCUUGCGAGGUACCACUGUACUUGUCCUGGGAUUAUUGAGCCACAAUGUGGCAUCAUUCUGAUGCAGUGUAGGAAAAUUAAAGUGGUGGCUCAUAGUCACCUGCCAUUGCUUCCAAGUAAAUCCAUGUCCAGGGGCCACCUAGAGCACCUCCAAACCUGAAUCUGGCCCUAAAUACACAUUCAUAUACCAUGUCCAACACUUUGUCGAUUUCUAAAGUUCCUAAUAGCCCAGUCCCUAGGGCCAGAAGCAUCCUAUUAUACUUCCAGUGACUCCAAACAUUCUGCUACAAUUAUUCCCAUCUAGUCGCCUUUCAGUUAGUUGUUCCAUGUCCCACCUUCCUUCCUACUAUGAUCUUUAAUAAAGAGCCACCUCUGACAACAUGCUUUUAUAAUGAAAUGUAUUUGAAAAUUCAAGUACCUCACAGGAUUUUGUAAAAGAGAUUCUUAGAAAAUUAAGCCUGUCACUGAGAUGUUAAAGGUCCCAUAAAGGGGGCAAAUUGUUUAUAACAACAACAAACAUUCUCCUGCAAUAAUUUAUGCAAAUAUGCUGUUUUGGGAUGUUUCUGUUCUGGGUGUCUUGUGGGAGGGAAGGAUUUUUGGGGGGUAUUUUUCAAAUGUUAGUGCCAAAAUUUGGGCUUCAUUGCUGGUUUUUGACACUUUCAGCCCUCUAGCAGCAGAACCUGGAAUUAGGAUUUCACAUUAAAUGUGGCAUUGUUUGGAUUUUGCUUUCCAGAGGCGUUUUAGCUGUACUUAUGUAUAAGUGGUUUGGUAAUGGGUUUUCCUGUAACUUACAGGCACUCUUUCAUUUGAUUCAAUCUGAGUUGCAGAUUUCUGUUCUGUAUAAUAAAAUCCUUUUUUUUCUUAAAUUCAGUUUUUAAGUGCAGCUUUCUGACCUUUAAGCUUGACUUCUUAUACUUGUUUGCUAAAUGAGGGCCAUAAAGUAUGAUGACUGGGCACUGUAUUUUUGCAGAAACACAGUCUCCUUUGUGAACAUAUCAGUUCAUAAAGCACAUAUGGGCCUGCUUUCAGCUUCCUGUCUUUGGAAAGUUCAGCUUGUGGAACUUGUUAUAUCUUACACAUCAAAACAGGUUUUUCCCCCAGGGCAGCCUCUCAGUUUUGGCAUCAGAACUGCAAUAUGCUCCUUGUAUAUGCAAAUGGCUGACUUAUCAUAAUUGUUCCAUAAGCCACCCACCGACACAGGAGGUUGCAGGUUCAUGCUCUGACAUCUCCAGUUGAUGAAUCCAGGUACUAGGAUGGGGAAGACGCUUCCAUGAAAUGCCUUGGAGAUAUGCUACCAGUCUUCAUACGAUGUUCUAACUUAAUGACCAACAGUCUUGACUCCUAUGCGACAGCUCCACUAGUAAGCUGCCUUAUUGAAAGUCACCAGGCAUUUAAAUGUAUAAUUAAUCAUUUCCCUGCAAUGUAAUAACUUAUUGAUGCCUGUAUAGGAUUUUUAAUGUACUUUUCUUCUUGUAUGUUGCCCUGAACAAUGCAUUUUAUAGAAGGCAAUUGUUACAUCAAUAAAUAAGACCUUGAUUAAAUAUCAUGGUUCGGCCCCAG
Podarcis lilfordi (Lilford's wall lizard) is the source of this 33400-nucleotide messenger RNA. Lineage: Eukaryota; Metazoa; Chordata; Lepidosauria; Squamata; Lacertidae. The record is from the annotation of a GenBank genome assembly.